UACUGAAGCGCCUGUGGAAUUACUCCGAAGACAUCCACUGUCCUGUCUCGUCACACUUCGUGGACACUUGAAGGUAUUCUUAUAUUGUUUGUUUUUUUGAAAGAAAAACUGACACUUUUGGGACUUUUUCCGCCAUUUGUCCUUUUUGUCUCGCUGCCUUUCUGUUGACCUAUCCGAGCCAUAACCUUCCUAAAGAGUAGUUUUUGGAGUGUGUGGAACUAAAGCAGACAUGGCAGAGACAUCGGCAGCUCCGGCCAAAGCCAAGAAGGCCCCUAAGCCAAAGAAGCCCGCUUCUCACCCCAAGUACUCGGACAUGAUCAUAGCGGCCAUCAUCCACGACGCCAGCCGAGGUGGCGCGUCCCGUCAGUCGCUCCAGAAGUACGUCAAGAAGAACUUCAAGGUGGGCGACAACGCGGAUGUUCAGACUAAACUGGCCCUCAAGCGGAUGUUGGCGUCCGGGGAGCUGCGCCACACCAAAGGCACUGGUGCCUCCGGAUCCUUCAGGCUCGCCAAGCCGGAGGACUCCAAGAAGACCGCCGUCAAAAAGUCUCCCGCCAAGAAGCGGGCGGUCGUCAGGGCAAAGCCGGCCGCGAAGAAGCUCAAGAAGGUGUCCAAGCCGGCCGCCAAGAAGCUGAAGAAGGUGUCCAAGCCCAAGAGCGUGACCAAGACACCGGAGAAACCCAAGAAAGCGGCCGCCAAGAAGAGCAAGAAAGUGACCCCCAAGAAGACUCCGCCGGCCAAAGCCAGGAAGGUGACCACGAAGGCCAAGGUGACCAAACCCAAAGCAAAGCCAGCCAAGAAAGCGGCCAAGCACAAGGCAAGGUCCCCCAAGAAGGCUGCCAAAGGAGGCAAAAAGAAGUAAAUGGACAUUAUCAGAGACUAUGUAAAUAUUCCUAAAGGACGUUUUCGUAUAUGUAUUGUUUUUUUUUUAAAGUUCCAUGCAAACUUCUGCUGUUUUUAGUAGUUUCCUCUGCUGCACCAUGACAUGUUGGAACGGUAUUACAGUGUACAUGAUCAUGCAUAUACAGUAUACGUAUAUUCACAACUGUGUGGUCCUGCGUUUAAUACUGUACCAGCUCCCUUCAUUCCAUCCUCUUAAUUGUUCAAAUCCAAACUUAAAUUAACAUUACUUUGGAAUUCCAUCCAAUAAAACACAUACAAAUGUU
Molecule: messenger RNA, 1166 nt
Organism: Nerophis lumbriciformis (worm pipefish)
Lineage: Eukaryota; Metazoa; Chordata; Actinopteri; Syngnathiformes; Syngnathidae
Gene: h1-0
Product: H1.0 linker histone
Biological process (GO): negative regulation of DNA recombination; chromosome condensation; nucleosome assembly
Cellular component (GO): nucleosome; nucleus
Molecular function (GO): structural constituent of chromatin; double-stranded DNA binding; nucleosomal DNA binding
Source: RefSeq, a predicted model, not a curated record